Molecule: messenger RNA, 1223 nt
Organism: Momordica charantia (bitter melon)
Lineage: Eukaryota; Viridiplantae; Streptophyta; Magnoliopsida; Cucurbitales; Cucurbitaceae
Product: cinnamoyl-CoA reductase-like SNL6
Biological process (GO): steroid biosynthetic process
Molecular function (GO): oxidoreductase activity, acting on the CH-OH group of donors, NAD or NADP as acceptor
Source: RefSeq, a predicted model, not a curated record
GAAUGGCCGGAGAACACAGAGUUCAGCAGUAAAUAUAAUAUUUCUUUUUUCAGGUUCAGCAGAAAAUAGUUCACCAAACCUCUCCCUGCCCCACCUUUCUCCAUCUCUAUAAAAAUCAUCCCCAAACCCGCAACACACAGACGAGUAAACAACAAAUGGAUCCUCAAAAGCCAACUCUUUGUGUUCUCGACGCUUCCACUUACGUGGGCUUUUGGGUCACCAAAGAAUUGCUAAACAGAGGAUACCCAGUUCAUGCAGCCGUCCAGAACAGUGGAAAAUCAGAGAUCGAGAAGACAAUCAGAGAGAUGGGUAAACUGGAGAAUGGGCUGGUGGUUUUUCCCGUGGAUAUCAUGGAUUACCAGAGCAUUCUUGUAGCCUUAAAGGGGUGCUCCGGUUUGUUCUGCUGUAUGGACACACCCCAGGUGUAUGAUGAAAAAAUGGUGGAUUUGGAGGUGAGAGGGACUAUAAAUGUUGUGGAGGCAUGUGCUCAGACAGAAACCUUAAAUAAGAUUGUCUUCACCUCCUCCUUGACUGCUGCUGUGUGGAGGGAGAAUAUCCUUUCCGAGAAAGAUGUGGAUGAAAGAUGCUGGAGUGACCAAGAAUUUUGCAGGAAAAUGAAGUUGUGGUAUCCUCUGGCUAAAACACUAUCUGAACAAGCUGCCUGGGCUCUAGCAAUGGACCGUAUGCUGAAGAUGGUCUCCAUUAAUGCUGGACUGGUUCUAGGUCCCGCUGUUGCUGAAGAAAAUUCUGUAUCAACAAUCUCAUAUCUCAAAGGAGCUGCCCAGAUGUAUGAAAAUGGAGUUCUGGCAGUGGUUGAUGUGAAGUUUCUAGUGGAUGUUCAUAUCCGCGCAAUGGAAGAUUCCUCCACGUGUGGUCGAUAUUUUUGCUUUGAUCAGAUAGUGAACUCUGAGGAAGAAACUCUAAAACUUGCCAAUACAUUGAGGCCAUUGAUAUCUCUUCCGUCAAGAUACGAAUGCCAAGGAAGGGAAGCUUUUGCUGAGAGACUCAGAACCAGGAGACUGCACAAACUGGUGGAAGCCACUGCUUAUUAAUUAAUUGAUGUAAAACUUCUGUUAUUUUGUCAUUUUUUUUCUUUUUAAUUUUUACUUUUAGAGCAAAGAAAAACUACUGUGUAGAGCGUACUGUAUUUGUAAUCUAAUAAUUAAAUAGUGAAAUCUUGUAUUUUCAUUUACAUGGAAAGAGGUUCAGGAAAUGAUCCGUAA